AUGUCUUCCCUCAAGGACUCCUCGGAUAUCACAAUCCACGCCUUCCCUCCCAACGAUCCAUCCAACCCCUACAACUGGUCCUUCUCCCGGAAAUGCCUGAUCAUAGCCCUCGGAACCCUCGUCGUGCUCAACUCGACCCUCGCAUCUUCUCUACCAUCUCUCGCUUCCCCUCAACUGGCUCGCCACUUCAACGUCACAGACGACUUACAACUAGUCCUCCCCAACUCAGUCUAUCUAAUCGGCUACGUCGUCGGACCGGUCUUAUGGGCUCCUCUGAGUGAGAACUAUGGACGGAGAUGGAUCAUCAUCUCGACGUUCUGGGCCUUCACAGGAGCGAUGGCGGGAUGUGCGGGUGCGAACAGUUGGGGGAUGUUUGUGGUGAUGAGGUUCUUGAGUGGCCUCUUCGGCGCAACCCCCAUCUCCCUCACAGGCGGCCUCUUCGCCGACGUCCUCGACGACCCCAUGUGGAGAGGCCGCUCAAUCGCCUGGUUCAUGGUCGUCGCCAGCGCAGGGCCCUGUUUCGGACCCGUACCGAGCGGUCUCCUAGCAGAAUACAGUUGGCGAUGGCCCUUUCUAUUCGGUCUCAUCCUCGCCCCAACCUCCGCUUUUCCGCUGAGCUUCCUCCCCGAGACCUUCGGUCCUGCAAUACUAAUGUCACAAGCGAAGCACCUACGCCGCCAGGACCCGGACGCGAAUAUCUACGCCCCCCUCGAGUUGAAACAUACCACCCCGCGACAGCUUGUCACGCAAGUCCUCGGUCGACCCAUACGAAUGGGAAUCACGGAACCGAUUGUCAGUGCGGUGUGUUUGUAUUUGUCGUUGAUUUACGGCGUGAUUUUCAUGUUGUUUCAGGCUUAUGGGGUGAUUUUUCCUCCGAUCUACAAUUUCACCCAAGGCCAAACCGGCCUCGCCUUCCUCCCCAUGGUCCUCGGCACCCUCCUCGCCCUCCCCCUAAACUUCUCCUACGACACCUACAUCGCCCGCGCCAAAUCCCGCUCCGCACCCUGGUCCCACCUCCAAGAAUCCCAACGCCUCCCCCUCGCCCUCCUCGGCGCGCCCCUCAUACCCCUCUCCCUCUUCUGGACCGGCUGGACCGCGCGCGCUUCAAUCCACUACAUCGUCCCUGCCCUCGGCGGUCUCCCCUUCGGACUAGGUUUCACGCUCGUCUUCAUCGGACUGAUAAAUUACAUCGUCGACGCGUAUGGAGUUCUGUCGGCGAGCGCGUUGGGCGCGACGAGUAUGGCAAGGAGUACGUGUGGGGUGGUCCUACCCUUUGCCGCGCGGAGGAUGUAUCGGGACUUGGGUGUCGGGUGGGCGUGUAGCCUUCUGGGGUUUCUGAGUUUGGUGAUGUGUGGGAUUCCGGUGGGGUUUUUGAGGUGGGGAAGUUUAUUGAGGAGUAGGAGUCCGGUGUGUAGGGAGUUGGAGGGGGAGAGGAGGAGGGGUGGGGAGGUGGGGAGGGGGAAUGUGGUGGUUGUCAGUGGAGGUGGAGAUGGAGGAGUUGCGGUGGAGGAGAAGGGGUCGGAGCAGCGGGAGGAGGAUGUGCAGAGGGAGAAGGGGUAG
This is a messenger RNA of Zymoseptoria tritici IPO323, 1560 nucleotides long. RefSeq lists its product as uncharacterized. Gene Ontology annotation, molecular function: transmembrane transporter activity. NCBI's taxonomy places the organism in Eukaryota, Fungi, Ascomycota, Dothideomycetes, Mycosphaerellales, Mycosphaerellaceae. Bases 1 to 1560 code for a protein of 519 amino acids. Gene Ontology annotation, biological process: transmembrane transport. The record is from RefSeq and is a predicted model, not a curated record. The transcript has 5 exons.